AUGUUGAGUAGUCUGCUGCUUGGGGGUCUUCUGGGUCUAGCGACCGCUCAAUUUCCUCCCGAGCCGGAAGGCAUCACUGUGCUCAAGUCCAAGUUGCAUGAGAAUGUGACUAUUUCUUUCAAAGAGCCUGGAAUUUGCGAAACUACGCCGGGUGUCCGAUCUUAUUCGGGCUAUGUACACCUUCCCCCCGGUUUCCUUUCCGACGGGACAGGAGAAGUGCAGGAUUAUCCUAUCAACACCUUCUUUUGGUUUUUCGAAGCCCGCAAAGAUCCCAGCAAUGCGCCUCUGGCCAUCUGGCUCAAUGGCGGUCCGGGUGGCUCGUCGCUCAUGGGGCUCCUUGAAGAAUUAGGUCCUUGUUCCAUUGCAUCAGACUCCAAGACCACAGUCCUCAAUCCUUGGAGUUGGAACAAUGAAGUCAAUCUUCUAUUCCUUGACCAGCCAACUCAAGUCGGCUUCUCAUACGAUGUCCCAACAAAUGGCACUUUGGUUCGGACUGCGGACGGCGAAGAAGAGAUAGUUUCCGGUGAUUUCUCCAUUGAUGUUCCCCAGUCCAACUUCACCCAUCAUGUUGGUACCUUUGCAAGCCAGAAGCUUGCACAGACAGCUAAUGGGACUGCAUUCGCGGCUCACGCUCUAUGGCAUUUCGCGCAAACCUGGUUUUUCGAGUUCCCACACUACAAGCCAAACGAUGAUCGUGUCAGUCUCUGGGCUGAAAGUUACGGAGGCCAUUAUGGUCCAGGCAUCUUUCGGUUCUUCCAACAGCAGAAUGACAAAAUCGCAGAGGGGACUGCAGAAGACGGUGCACAGUAUUUGCAUCUCGACACGCUUGGCAUUGUGAACGGCUUGAUGGAUAUGGUGAUCCAAGAAGAGGCUUACAUUACUUGGCCAUACAAUAACGUAAGGCUCGCCCCUUCUUCAUUCAACUCGCGAGGCUUUCGCGAUCAGGCCCUCGCCUGCGAAGCGGCUUUGAAAGAACGCGAUUCCGGCUUGCCUCACUCAGGGAAGAAUAUCUCUGAAAUUUGCGGAGGCCUUGCACUAGAAUGGGGAGAUGGCCCCAUCACCUACUACCACACCUUCAAUCGCGGGUGGUACGACAUCGCCCAUCCUAAGAACGACCCAUUCCCUGCCAAGCACAUGCUCGGAUAUUUGACGCAGGAGUCCGUCCUUGCCGCUCUUGGGGUACCAGUCAAUUUCACAUCGUCUUCGAGUGCCGUGGCUACACAGUUCAUAAAAACCUUUGAUAUCGUCCACGGCGGCUUCCUGGAUGCAAUUGGCUACCUCCUCGACAGUGGUGUAAAAGUACACAUGAUGUACGGAGAUCGUGAUUACGCCUGCAAUUGGGUCGGGGGCGAAAAAGCCAGCCUUGCAGUUCCGUAUUCCCGUAUCACCGAAUUUGCCGACACGGGAUACUCCCCACUCCUUACGCCCGACGGGAUCAGCGGCAUGACCCGCCAGCUGGGCAACUACAGCUUCACUCGCGUCUUCCAAGCCGGGCAUGAGGUCCCCUCCUACCAGCCUGUCGCGGCGUAUGAGAUCUUCAUGCGGGCGACAUUCAACAAAGAUAUCCCUACUGGCCUCUUGGCUGUUGAUGACGAAUUCCAGUCGGUUGGACCUAAGGAUACGUGGCAUAUCAAGAAUAUCCCUCCUAUUAUGCCAAAGCCGCAGUGCUAUGUUCUAAGUCCCGGCACGUGUACCCCGGAGGUUUGGGAGACCGUUUUGAACGGAUCCGCGACGGUAAAGGAUUGGUAUGUCGUGGAUGAUAGCGCGGGUGUUGAGGACCACGAGGGGUUCAGCAUUCUUGGAGGGGAUGAGUUGUAG
Molecule: messenger RNA, 1818 nt
Organism: Aspergillus niger
Lineage: Eukaryota; Fungi; Ascomycota; Eurotiomycetes; Eurotiales; Aspergillaceae
Exons: 4
Coding region: 1-1818 (605 amino acids)
Biological process (GO): proteolysis
Cellular component (GO): fungal-type vacuole
Molecular function (GO): serine-type carboxypeptidase activity
Source: RefSeq, a predicted model, not a curated record